CAUGUCGAGGGAUGCUGUGCGGGUUCGGGGCGGUGUGCGAGAGGAGUUCCACCGACCCCUCCCAGGCCUCCUGUGUCUGCAAGAAGACAGCUUGCCCCGUCGUGGUGGCUCCUGUCUGUGGUUCCGAUUACUCCACCUACAGCAACGAGUGUGAGCUGGAGAAGGCCCAGUGCAACCAGCAGCGGCGGAUCAAAGUCAUCAGCAAGGGACCGUGUGGCUCCAAGGACCCUUGCGCAGAGGUGACCUGCAGCUUCGGCAGCACGUGCGUCCGCUCCGCUGACGGCCAGUCGGCCAAGUGUGCCUGCCCGUCGUCCUGCAGCGGCGUGCCCGAGAGCACGGUGUGUGGCAGCGACGGCAAAGACUACCGCAGCGAGUGCCACCUCAACAAGCACGCCUGCGACAAGCAGGAGAACGUUUUUAAGAAGUUUGAUGGCGCCUGUGACCCCUGUAAAGGCGUCCUCAGCGACAUGAGUAGUGUUUGCCGGGUGAACCCCCGCACCCGAAGGGUGGACCUGCUCUCCCGCCCCGAGAACUGUCCCUCGAAGAGGGAGCCUGUGUGCGGCGACGACGGGGUGACUUACGACAACGAGUGCGUGAUGGGGCGCUCGGGGGCCAUCCGAGGACUGGAGAUCCAGAAGGUGCGUUCAGGGCAGUGCCAGCAUCAGGACAAGUGCAAGGACGAGUGCAAGUUCAACGCCGUCUGCCUGAACCGCCGCGGCACCGCUCGCUGCUCCUGUGACCGCAUCGCCUGCGAUGGUGCCUACCGCCCCGUCUGCGCCCGGGACAGCCGCACCUACAGCAACGACUGCGAGCGCCAGAAAGCCGAGUGCCACCAGAAGGCUGCCAUCCCAGUAAAGCACAGUGGACCCUGUGACCUGGGCACCCCCAGCCCGUGCCUGAGCGUGGAGUGCACCUUCGGGGCCACAUGCGUGGUGAAGAACCAGGAGGCUGUGUGUGAGUGUCAGCAAGUGUGCCAGGGCCGCUACGACCCCGUCUGCGGCAGUGACAACCGCACCUACGGCAACCCCUGCGAGCUCGACUCCAUGGCCUGUGUCCUCAAGAGGGAGAUCAGAGUGAAACACAAGGGACCCUGCGACCGUUGCGGCAAGUGCCAGUUCGGGGCCAUCUGCGAGGCGGAGACGGGAAGGUGCGUGUGCCCCACGGAGUGCGUUCCCUCUUCCCAGCCCGUGUGCGGCACAGAUGGCAACACGUACGGCAGCGAGUGCGAGCUCCACGUCCGGGCGUGCACGCAGCAGACGAACAUUUUGGUGGCUGCCCAAGGAGACUGCAAGUCCUGCGGCAGCACGGUGUGCUCCUUCGGCAGCAGGUGUGUGGGUGGGCAGUGCGUGUGCCCGCGCUGCGAGAGGCAGCCCCUCGCUCGGGUGUGCGGGAGCGACGGGCUCACCUACCACAGCCCCUGCGAACUGCGAGCAGCCUCCUGCCAGCAGCAGAAGAGCAUCGAGGUGGCCAGGAUGGGGCCGUGCGAGGAUGAGUGCGGCUCAGGGGGCUCGGGCUCCGGCGACGGUAGUGAGUGUGAACAGGACCGGUGCCAGCAGUUCGGGGGCUGGUGGGAUGAGGAUGCAGAGGAUGACCGCUGUGUGUGUGACUUCACCUGCCUGGCAGUGCCGCGCAACCCGGUGUGUGGCUCUGAUGGUGUGACCUACACCAACGAGUGUGAGCUGAAGAAGACACGGUGUGAAAAACGCCAGGAUCUCUAUGUCACUAGCCAAGGAGCCUGCCGUGCCCUUGCCACAACCCCGCCACCCCUCCUGGUUGUGCACUGCAGCCAGACCAUCUAUGGAUGCUGCCCGGACAACAUGACCUUGGCGCUUGGAGUGGGGGCAGCUGGAUGCCCAAGCACGUGCCAGUGCAAUCCCUAUGGCUCCUACGGCGGAGCCUGCGACCCCGCGACGGGGCAGUGCUCCUGCAAGCCAGGCGUGGGGGGCCUGAAGUGCGACCGCUGCGAGCCCGGCUUCUGGAAUUUCCGCGGCAUCGUCACCGACAGCAAGAGUGGCUGCACGCCCUGUACCUGCGACCCGGUGGGUUCAGUGCGUGAUGACUGUGAGCAGAUGACUGGACUGUGCUCUUGCAAGACUGGUAUCACUGGCAUGAAAUGCAACCAGUGCCCCAACGGCAGCAAGCUGGGCAUGACAGGCUGUGAGAAAGACCCAUCAGCCCCAAAAUCCUGCGAGGAAAUGAGCUGCGAGUUCGGGGCCUCGUGUGUGGAAGUCAAUGGCUUUGCCCACUGCGAGUGCCCGUCCCCGCUCUGCUCGGAGGCCAACAUGACCAAGGUGUGUGGCUCUGAUGGUGUCACUUACGGGGACCAGUGCCAGCUGAAGACCAUCGCCUGUCGGCAGGGACAGGUCAUCACGGUGAAGCAUGUGGGGCAGUGCCACGAGUCCAUCACUCACACAAGCCACACCUCACCACCCACACCGCUGCCCACACUGCCCUUGGACAAGUUAAUCCUUCCUCCACCACUGCGACUCACCACGAUGGCUCCAGAACCCACUGAGCUGGCUACCAGCUCCUUGCUGUUGGAAGCCAAGCCUACUGAAAGAGGUCACCCUACAACAAGGCGCAUCACGACUGCUAGACCAGCCACUACACCGUGGAUGACCCAUGGGGUGUAUAAGACCACCGUCCGCCCUCUCUCCACCGCACCAGUGGUCCUGGCCACGACCCAGCCUGCUUACGUUGAGUCAGGCAGUGCAGAAGGCAGUGGAGACCAAGAGAUGGGCAUCAGUGGAGACCAGGAAUCUAGUGGGGCAGGCUCUGCUG
This is a messenger RNA of Eurypyga helias (sunbittern), 2781 nucleotides long. RefSeq names its product agrin. Gene Ontology annotation, molecular function: protein binding; serine-type endopeptidase inhibitor activity. NCBI's taxonomy places the organism in Eukaryota, Metazoa, Chordata, Aves, Eurypygiformes, Eurypygidae. The transcript is spliced from 15 exons. The annotation marks the transcript as partial. Gene Ontology annotation, biological process: multicellular organism development; cell differentiation; central nervous system development. Gene Ontology annotation, cellular component: membrane. The record is from RefSeq and is a predicted model, not a curated record.